AUGGCUGCAUGUUUGUUUCCCGCUAUACUGAAUCUUGCCAGUAAUGCCGUUAUUACCACUAAUGCCACAUGUGGUGAAAUGGGACCAGAAAUGUUUUGUAAACUUGUAGAACAUGUGCCAGGGAGGCCAAUACGCAACCCUCAAUGUAGCAUCUGUGAUGAGAACAGUUCCAAUCCCAAAGAACGGCACCCGAUAACCAAUGCAAUCGAUGGCACUAAUGAUUGGUGGCAAAGUCCCAGUAUUCAGAAUGGCAGAAUAUAUCACUGUGUCACCAUAACACUGGAUUUAAGACAAAUCUUCCAAGUUGCAUACAUAAUAAUUAAAGCAGCAAAUUCCCCACGGCCAGGUAACUGGAUAUUAGAACGUUCUCAGGAUGGUGUUGAGUUCACGCCUUGGCAGUAUUAUGCAAUCAGUGACUACGAGUGCUUGAGUCGAUACAACGUGACACCAAGACUUGGGCCACCAACGUACAGAAGGGAUGAUGAAGUGAUUUGCACGUCAUUUUAUUCAAGACUUGUGCCACUGGAACAUGGAGAGCAGCCAUUCAUCACCUACUGUCUGAUAGUGAAGAGAGUUUGCGCGGUGUUUGGAGGUUUAGUAAAAUUUGAAGAAGGUAGCAGACAAAGGCUUUUCGAUAAAUCUUGCCAAUGCCAUCCUGAAAGCUCUGUUUCAGGCAUUUGUCGCCACGAGACUGGCAUAUGUGAAUGUAAACCAAAUGUGUUUGGAAAAAGAUGCGAUCAGUGCGUGCAUGGAUUCUACGGUUUGACGUCUGGCAUUGGAUGUCUCCCCUGUGAUUGUAACGAGUCAGGCUCCGUUUCAGAUGCUUGUAAUGAUGCCGGGCAGUGCACCUGCGUACCUGGAGUAGCUGGACUCAAGUGUGAUGUUUGUGCCCAUGGAUUUUAUGCAUACCAGGAUGGCGGCUGCACUCCUUGUGACUGUGCACACACCCAGAAUAACUGUGAUCCUGAGUCUGGAGAGUGCAUCUGCCCUCCUCAUACGCAUGGACCCAAGUGUGAAUUCUGUGACACCAACUACUGGGGUCAUGAUCCAGAACUUGGAUGUCUGGAAUGUAACUGCAGCAAAGAUGGGUCCAACAGCCUCCAGUGUGACCUUUCAACUGGCCAGUGCCAUUGCAGAAAGGAAUUUGGUGGACAGAGCUGCAGCGCCUGCCUGUUUGGAUAUAGGAAAUAUCCCGAGUGCGUUUCUUGUGACUGUGAUCCCGAAGGCACGCAGUCUGCAUGGUGUGAUGAUGAACGGAAGGUGUGCAGCUGCGUGGAAGAGACCGGCCAAUGUGCUUGUAAGGACAAUGUGGUUGGAAGUUAUUGCAACGAGUGUAAGGCUGGCACUUUUGCUCUUCAUGCUGAGAAUCCACUGGGCUGUUCCCUCUGUUUCUGUUCUGGAGUAUCCCAGCUUUGUGCCGAAAUGGAAGGCUAUGUCCGCAUACCUGUAAAAUCCUGGUCAAACCCAGAGAAUUCCAAGAUAUGAAUAUAACAUAAAAAUUUAUUGUUGAGCCGUAAAGGUCUAAUGUUUGCGGUUGCAUUAACAGUCAUUCUUUUUAUUUUGUCUGGCAAUGUAAACCAUGUUUUACACUUUUAUCUUCUAUUUAUCUGGCCACAGAUUUUGGCCUACGGUGGAAUGCUGUCAUAUGUCAUUACUUAUUAUGCUCUGGGAGAUUCUGGUUCCUCUGAUUUUGAGCCGAAGAUUUUAAUGAAAGGUGGGAGCGCCAGCAAACUGAUUAUAUCUAUGUACACCCCUGCUCCUGGAAACGCGGUGAGAACGGAGAUUCAAGCCAGCAUGACAGAGAAUAACUGGAGGUAUUUUGAUUCUGAACAGACUGUAACAAGAUCAGAUUUCAUGUAUGUUUUAAACAACAUUGAUUACAUUCUAAUCAAAGCAUCUUAUGGAUAUGGAUUACAACAAAGCAGGAUCUCUAAUAUAUCAAUGGAGAUUGCGGUGGAGGCAUCAGACAUGCAUUCUGGCCGAGAAGCUGCUCAUCUCAUUGAGGUCUGCGAGUGCCCCCCUGGUUAUAGAGGACUUUCAUGUCAGGAGUGUGCACCUGGAUACUAUAGAGAGAAGCUCUCAGAAAUCAGUAUCUUAGGGUUACGUUUCCAAAACCCUCCCUGUGUCCCCUGUCAGUGCAGCAACCACAGCGAGAUCUGUGAUCCAGAUACUGGCAGAUGCAUGGACUGCCAGGAUAAUACAGCUGGUGACCACUGCCAUCUAUGUGCUCCUGGCUACUAUGGGAAAGUAACUGGGUCAAUUGCAGAUUGCUCAUUGUGUGCUUGUCCCAAGGGCAACAGCCAGAGUUUUAGCCCCACAUGCGUCCUAGAAGGUAUUAAUGAUUUCCGUUGUGAUGCCUGUCUACCUGGAUAUGAAGGGCGAUACUGUGAAAGGUGUUCUCUUGGCUACUACGGAAAUCCAAAUGAGCCUGAUGGCUUCUGCCAGAAAUGUGACUGCAACCCAAGCGGCUCAUUGAAUAAUGAAUGUGAUCGGCUAACCGGCCAGUGCAUUUGCAAAACAGGAGUAACUGGCCGUCUUUGUGAUACUUGUGAAUUAAGACACAUUCUUUUGGAAGAAGAAUGUAUAUCUUGUGAUGAUGAUUGCACUGGAACCUUACUUGAUGAUUUGGAUAGUUUGCACCAGGCCAUCUUCUCUUUUAAUAUGACCGGUAUUGGUAGACCACCUCAUCAAACUCUAUUCAACUUGGAAAAUGUGACAAAGCACUUUAAGGAGUCUGUGCCAAUAAGAGUCAGCCCAAUAAUAUCCCUGGACAAGACAAUGGAGCAGCUCAGUUCUUUGUCUAAAGACACCCUCCAACUUGAGCAGCACAUGGAGCAGGUGAUAGGUGAUGGAGAAGCACUGAACAAUGCCACCAUCAGAACUCUGAAUAAGACUCAAGAGUUAAUCGGCUUUAUUGACAAAAUGCAAACGACUAUUCAAGUAUUGGUGGAAGUGGUCGAAAGCCUAAAUGAGACGAGCAUUGAUACACAGCUCUCUGACAAUUUGCAAUUAAAUUAUGAGGAUGAUGUCUCCUUAAUGCUCAGUUCUAUGAGGUCGAAAUAUUUUAAUGAUCAAAGUCAAGAUGCUACCAAAACCCUCAAAGUAUCAGAAGGCUAUCUACACAGAGUUGAGAAAGAAUAUGAGAAGCCACACCAAGAUUUAACAAAGUUAAAAAAUAGUCUUGAAAAUGCCCUCGCACAACGUAACAACAAACUACUGGCAGCGGAGGAUUUGCUGUAUGUGGCAUCUGCAAACACCAACAACACCAACGAUCUGCUGGUCAUUAUACAAAGAAAUCUGGCUGAUUUGAGGACAAAAAAACACGACCUUCAGGAAAAUAAGAACCGUUCUGUGUUGUUGAUUGAGGAAGGUCUUGGGCUGGUGGAUGAUGCAGUUUUGCUUGCAGAGGACACCAUUAAUGCUACAUCUGUUUUGGAGACCCACCAAGAGGAGCUUCUUCUUUGGAAUUCUAAACUGAGACACCAUGUAGAUCGUCUGGUAAUGCAGAUGGCCAAAAGAGACGCACUUGACAUGGUCUAUAAGGCAGAAGAUUAUGCAGCUGAACUACACAAACUUUCUGCUUCUCUAAAUAGUUCUCUUUUAGAUGUAAGGAAUGCCUCUUUGAAUGCCACCAGUGCGAUCCACUCUCACACAGAUAUCAAAAAUAUGAUUGAGCAAUCAGAGGUUCUUGCAGAACAGUGUAACCACACAGUUACAGGAGUCCUGGCAAUGGUAAGGUCUUCAAAGAGCGGCAGUUGCACCAAAAAUUCUAUGAAGUUCAGCACACAACUUCUGAAUGAGGCCAAAAAUUUAAGUCUUAGCACGGAAGGUCUUGUGUCUGAUUUGAACGAUCUGAAAACAAAAGCAGAUACAAUACAAAAACGCACUCAUGCAUUUACACGUCAAAUAAGUGAACAGCUUCUGGCUCUGAGAAAUUUACCAAAUGAUACCAGUGAGAAACUACAAGAUGCUAAAGAGCUUGCCUUGUCUGCCAAUGUCAGUGCAGCUGGCACUUUAAACCAUAUCACGAACUUCAACCAAAAGGUGUUAACUGCGUCCUCUGCGCUGUCCAAAGUCAAUGACACGCUGCGGAAAAUCAACGAGCUUCUAGCGGACUCAUCCAAGACGGCGGUAACAGUGGAAAGCAGAAUUAAAGAAGUGGAAACACAGGCCAACAUUUUAUUGGAUAGACUGAAACCCUUGAAAUUGCUUGAGGAAAACCUAAGCAGAAAUCUAUCUGAAAUUAAAGAGCUUAUUAGUCAGGCCCGUAAACAGGCCGCAUCGAUUAAAGUGGCUGUUUCAGCCGACAGAGAUUGUGUACGCUCUUACCACCCAGAGCUCUAUUCUACACAUUUCAGCACUCUAACUCUUAAUGUUAAGACCGGCGAGCCGGACAACCUGCUUUUCUACCUGGGCAGCAGCACGAAAGCUGACUUCAUGGCGGUAGAAAUGCUGAAAGGCAAGGUUUCCUUCCUUUGGGACCUGGGCGCAGGAUCUGUAAGGCUCGAAGAACCUGAUAUCCAGAUAAACAAUAACAAGUGGCAUAAAAUACACGCAACAAGGUUUGGUAAAUCAGGUUCAUUGACUGUGGAAGAAAUUGGCACUUCUCAGAAGCCCACAGCCAAAAUGUCAUCUUCACCUGGUACAUCAUCCAUACUCCACAUCGAUAACUCAACAUUGAUGUUUGUUGGGGGAAUAGGAGGACAAUUACAGAAAUCAACAGCAGUCAAGACCACAGAUUUUAAAGGUUGCAUGGGCGAGGCGUUCCUUAAUGGGCACUCCAUUGGUUUAUGGAACUAUGUUGAGAAAGAGGGCAAAUGUGGUGGAUGCUAUGGAAGCCCACGAGAAGAAGAAACUGCUUUCCAUUUUGACGGCAGUGGAUAUUCUAUUGUAGAGAAGACGCUUCGUUCCACUUCAUCUCAGAUAGUUAUCCAUUUCCGAACAUUCGCUCCAAAUGGCCUUCUUUUGUAUCUUGCUUCCAAUGGAACACGAGAUUAUUUAUCUAUGGAAAUGGUGGACGGUAAACUGAGAGUAUCUGUCGAAUUGGGAUCAGGACCUCUGAUACUGAUGACAGAUGGACGCUAUAAUGAUGGAGCAUGGCAUAAAGUAGCCUUCCAGCGCAACAGGAAGCAAGGUAUACUGGCUGUGAUGGAUUCCUACAACUCAACCCAGAGAGAAACCAAGCAAGGAGAAGCUCCAGGCGUUGCUUCAGACCUUAACCGGUCAGAUAAGGAUCCUAUUUAUAUUGGUGGACUUCCCAGAUCCAGGAGUGUUAGAAAACAGCUUAGCAGCAGGUCCUAUGUGGGCUGUAUAAAGAACUUGGAGAUUUCCCGCUCAAAUUUUGACUUGCUAAGAAAUGCCUAUGGUGUAAGAAAAGGCUGUAAACUGGAGCCAACUCGUAGCAUUACCGUUUUAAAAGAUGGCUACGUGGAAAUGCAGCCAGUAUCAUUGGCAGCAGAAUCAGAGCUAAUGGUAUCGUUCUCCACACUCAAUGAAUCUGGAAUUAUCGUGGCUGGAUUUGGCAAGGGAGCGGAAAAACUCAGUCACAGGCAAGCUCUCUUGCCAUUCUUUGCUAUAAUGCUGGUGAAUGGACAUAUUGAAUUCCAUAUCAACCCUGUGGAUGGUGCCAGCACAAGAAAGGUCAUCAUCAAAUCUCCUACUGGAACCUUUAGUGAUGGACAAGAACACUCUAUUAUUGUCAUCCGGAACAAGAGACUUGUGAAUGUACAAGUGGAUGAAGGAAAACCUUCCGAGGUGAAGAUGAACGGACCAUCUGUCGAUUCCAUCUCUAUAAAUGCUUCCAAUUUUUAUGUCGGUGGCGUCCCUGGUAAAAUGGGUACAGCCCCCCUCAAAACAAGACAGUCUUUCUACGGAUGUAUACGCAAUCUGGUUGUAAAUAUGGAGCAGAUGGAUUUCACCAAUGUCCUGAAAUAUGAGGGGGUUCAUAUGGAUAGCUGCAUGCUGUCAGAGAAGCCUAAAUCCAUUGCCCAGCUGGAAGUGGAAGUUCUGCCGACUGCAACGCCUGCUCAGCCUGUCACAGAGAGAAAAUUAACUACCCCCAUACAGAAAUCAUUUGUAACUAAGCCAUUGCAGUGUGCACUGGAGAUGAAGCCGGACCAUGUGCCAGAUGCUCACCAGUUUGGCCUCACUCAGGGAAGCCACAUUGUACUGCCUUUUGACCAAUCAGCUGUCAGAAGAAAACUCUCUGUACAGAUAACUCUCAGGACAUAUGCCACCAGUGGUCUUAUUUACUAUAUGGCUCACCAGAACCAGAUGGAUUAUGCUGCACUUCAACUUCAUGAAGGGAAACUUUAUUUCUUAUUUGAUAUGGGAAAAGGACGGACUCAGGCUUUCCAUACGGCUGUUAUUAAUGAUGGAAAGUGGCACACAGUAAUAACAGAAUAUUAUAAAAGAAAAGGUACGAUUACUAUUGAUGGUCAGGAAUCAGCAUCAGUUAGUGCUCCAGGGGACAGCAAUACUUUGGAUGUGGAAGGGAAGCUUUAUCUUGGUGGGCUUCCACUAGACUAUACAGCGAAGAGCAUUGGGAAUAUCACACACAGUGUCCCAGCAUGCAUUGGCAAAGUUGCCAUUAAUAACAAACAACUGGAUAAGGAGAGCGCUAUCUCCAUACACGCAGUAAAUAAGUGCUACGCAUCCGUCCAAGAGGGAACUUACUUUGAUGGAACUGGAUUUGCUGCCCUUGUUAAAGAGGGGUACAAAGUCCGCUCAGACGUAAACGUGUCUCUCGAGUUCCGCACUACACAGAUGAACGGUGUUCUUCUUGGAAUUAGCAGCGCAAAAGUUGAUGCCAUUGGCCUGGAAAUCAUACAUGGCAAGGUUUUGUUCCAUGUUAAUAAUGGUGCCGGCAGAAUAACAGCAGUCUACAAGCCAGAGAGCCCCAGCUCUUUAUGUGAUGGCAAGUGGCAUAAGCUUCAGGCCAGUAAAAUUAAACAUCGCAUUGUCCUUACGGUGGAUGGAAAUGUUGUGAAUGCAGAGAGCCCACAUGUCCAGUCAACCUCUGCAGACACUAACAAUCCGAUUUAUGUUGGAGGCUAUCCGGCUGAUGUGAAGCAAAACUGCUUGACCAGCCAGACCUCAUUCCACGGAUGCAUACGCAACAUGAAACUGGUGAAGGGCACGCAGACCGAAGCCAGUGAUUUCAGCAAAGCCUUUGAAAUGCGCGGAGUCUUUCCUCAUUCCUGUCCUGGAACAGAACAAUAA
This is a messenger RNA of Spea bombifrons (plains spadefoot toad), 7221 nucleotides long. RefSeq names its product laminin subunit alpha-1-like. The transcript is spliced from 48 exons. Gene Ontology annotation, biological process: regulation of cell migration; cell adhesion; regulation of cell adhesion. Lineage: Eukaryota; Metazoa; Chordata; Amphibia; Anura; Pelobatidae. The record is from RefSeq and is a predicted model, not a curated record. Gene Ontology annotation, cellular component: basement membrane. Gene Ontology annotation, molecular function: signaling receptor binding.